Papilio xuthus (Asian swallowtail) is the source of this 2202-nucleotide messenger RNA. Its product is annotated as ATP-sensitive inward rectifier potassium channel 1. Gene Ontology annotation, biological process: regulation of monoatomic ion transmembrane transport; potassium ion import across plasma membrane. Gene Ontology annotation, molecular function: inward rectifier potassium channel activity. Bases 429 to 2174 code for a protein of 581 amino acids. Gene Ontology annotation, cellular component: plasma membrane. The transcript is spliced from 9 exons. Lineage: Eukaryota; Metazoa; Arthropoda; Insecta; Lepidoptera; Papilionidae. The record is from RefSeq and is a predicted model, not a curated record.
CCACCAAGUCUUUGUCUUUUAUACAAGACUGCUAUUAAAUAAAAUUAACGGCAAUUCUUUCUUAUAUCUGUUUACGCUUAUAAAUGUAAGCAAUUGUGUUUAUUUGUACAAGUCAACGCACCUUCACAAUUCUAGGCCGAGAAUUGAUCAAAACAUAAAAUCAGUACAAAUAUAUUUGUUUCUUAUCUUUUGUAAGGAUAAAAGGGGCCUUAUCUUUCGUCUCAGAUAACCGACACUUAGUUGUGAAACGCACUUCUAACAUAUAACGCGAAUUUUAAACAAGACAAUAUACAAUAAAUAAAGAUAAAUAAUUAUAUAUCAAGUGCAUUCAAUCAUAAAAACUUAUCAAUAACAGUGCAUAAAACGAACCAAGAACUUUAUUUAUAUCAAAAUUAACGCAAUUAUUUAAUGGUCAAAAAAACAGGAAUAUGGAAUUCGACAACGAAAGAAGGGGAAGCAGAACUCGUGCGUUAGAAAGAUCGUUAAGUUAUUCAGCUGCUAUCGGCAAUGGAUCAGGAAGAUCUUCCAUAGAAAUACCAGCAAUGGUUAACACAGAAGUUUAUACAAACGAAGAAAUAAAGAAACACUACAGAAUAUCACAAACAUACGUCGAAGGGAAGGAAAUUACAUUUCCUAAUGUUAUAACGAAUGUAGAUUCAAAUUCAUCACAACCAUAUAUUGAUAGUAAAAUAUCGGAAAUAUCACAAUAUUCAAGUGAAGAUGAAACAACUGAUAACGGUUUAACAAUGACCAUAGAUGUAGAAACUGAAUCACAAAGUCCUAAAUCAUCAGAAACAAGGCAUAUAUCAGAUGCUUCGACACAACCGAUGGUUAGUUCGAUUGUGACAAAUGAAACGUACGAUAGGAUUGAUUUUAUUGAAAGCAUUUAUAAUGACCCGGACGAUUUAACCGGAGGUCAUGGAUAUUCAACACCUUAUAGUAAAAGGAGAAAGAAAGGAAAAAAGCGAAGGCAUCAACACGGCCGUCCGAUCAGGUCCCGUCGCGUUGUGUACAAGAGUGGUGAGGAGAAUGUCCCAGUACGCACCAACAUACCAGCGAAGUCUAUUAAAUACAUGCGUGAUAUCGUCAAUACCGUGAUUAACAGCAAAUGGCGUUUUAUAAUCUUGCUAAUGAUAGUAGCUCACUUUAUCUUCUGGUUCAUAUUUGCGGGCAUCUGGUAUGCUGUAGCCUCGUCCUACCAGGAUGACAUAGGAGAUGGCAAGGAGCAUUGUGUCACUGGAACUUCCUCAUUCGCUGGUCUACUUAUGAUGUCUGUUGAAACCCAGAUGACAAUCGGCUACGGUGUGCGAUAUCCCAGCGAGGAGUGUCCUGAAGCUAUCAUCGUUAUGGUCAUAGAGAUAGUAGCUGGCACUGCGUUGUCUGGAGGCUUGUCCAGUUUGCUGUUCACAAAACUCGUCAGACCAAACCGACAUCUCUCCUCUGUAGGAUUCAGUAAGAAGGCAACUGUGUGUCUUCGCGAUGGUGAGCUUUGUCUGCAGUUUCGAGUGUGGGACUUGCUUAACCUGCAUCUCAUCGGGUCCACAAUCACCGCCUACAUGCUCAAACCUAUAAGGACGUUGGAAGGUGAAAUAGUACACAACUAUAUUCACCCGCUGCGGCUGAAGCAAGCGCGCGCGCUGUUGCUAUGGCCGGUCACUGUGGCGCACGUCAUAGACUCCCGCAGCCCGCUCUAUGACCUCUCCGCACAGGACAUGAUGGAUUAUAGGUUCGAGAUUGUGGUGUGUCUGACAGGAUCCUCAAAGAACAUGGGCACAGUGACUCAAAGCCGGACGUCUUAUCUCUCAAAGGAGAUUAUCUGGGGAUACCGCUUCAAGAACGUUCUCAAAUACUCUAAGAAAGAAGAAUCCUACGUAAUAGAUGUAGAUAAUCUGAACACAGUAGAACAAGUAGAAACGCCGCUCUGCAGCGCGAGCAGAUUGAAGUUAUUUGAAGACGAUAUCAAGUCGUCCCACAACCUUCUCACUCCAACAAACAUGUCUCUUUCCCCCACCAACAUGUCACUCAGUCAAGAAUCAUCGACGGUGUCUAAAAUAGGAGAAUCUGUACCUUCAUCCCCUGUUUUCACAAGAACUGGCACACAAAGGAGUUUCGGUUGGAACUUCAGAAAGUUUUAUCCUGAAGAGAAUAAGAAUGGUGUUGAGUUUAGUUCUUAAUUUUUUAUUAAAUAUAAGUUACUUUAAU